UAACAGCUGUUUUUACGUUGACGUUUUUCUGAAUCUGAUAUUUUUACAAUAAUGAGUUGGGUUGCGCGAGUUAAUCGAACCAACGACGUAACCAGUAACUCACCGGAGCAAUGUAAAGAUGAUAUUGUGAAAUUAAACUGUGCACUAAAGGCUAUAAUACAGGACAUAUGGGAGUGCAAGGGACCCGUGCUUGCUCUCAAUGAUUUGAACAAGGAUGCACGAAGAUUGGUGAAUGAACUUCGAUCUAAGAUUUCUGAGCUUGAUGAACUUGCAAAUGUUGCCGAUCAAGAACGAGUUCGACUCGAUUUAAAAGAGGAUGUUGAAAACCAAACAAAGCAACUCGAAAACACACAAGCUACACUGCGUAAAGCAAAUCUAACAUGCAAACUUGCUAUCGAUAACAGAGAAAAAGAUGCUUUGCUUGGAUCAAGAGAAACAAGGACUCAGCAGAUUCGACAUCGAAAUACAGUCGCGAGUCGGCAAAAUAUAGCACAAAGUGCGAGUGACAUCACUGAAAACUUACUUACUAUCAGUAGAACAUUAGACAACACAGUUCAUCAAAGCUCCCAUGCUCUUAACAGUUUAGUUAGCUCAUCAAAGACUGUUAAAGACACGGACACCGAAUUGAAGAAUCAAGCUGGAUUGAUACAAACUGGUCACCGUUUGCUCACCAAGUACAACAGGAGAGAAUACACGGAUAAGAUUCUCAUAUUUCUUGCACUUGCAUUAUUUUUCUCAACUGUUUUGUAUAUUUUAAAACGAAGGUUAUUUCCUUCUUUAUGAAGCUGGGGGUAGUUAAACAAUGUCUAUUUUUGGAACUAGGUGCAAUAACAAAGUAAUACAAAUGCAUUGCUAAGAGCAGACAUGGCUAUUUAUAAAUAAUAAAACGUGUUUUAAAAACAA
This is a messenger RNA of Ciona intestinalis (vase tunicate), 903 nucleotides long. RefSeq names its product vesicle transport protein SEC20-like. Gene Ontology annotation, molecular function: SNAP receptor activity. Gene Ontology annotation, biological process: retrograde vesicle-mediated transport, Golgi to endoplasmic reticulum. Gene Ontology annotation, cellular component: endoplasmic reticulum; SNARE complex. NCBI's taxonomy places the organism in Eukaryota, Metazoa, Chordata, Ascidiacea, Phlebobranchia, Cionidae. The record is from RefSeq and is a predicted model, not a curated record.